UCCUACACGGACUACAAUGUGCUUUUGGAUGGGCACACUCAUACUACCAUUUCCGAUGGACGGCUCACGCCCGAGCAGCUGGUCGACUACUCCAUUGCUCAGGGCUGCAAUGCUAUCAUUGUCAGCGAUCACAAUACAGUAAAGGGCGGGCUGCGGGCAGAGGAGUAUGCCAAAAGCAAGUACGCUGACAAGAUUGUGGUGAUCCCGGGCAUGGAGUACUCUAAUUGCCGCAUACAUAUGAACUUUAUCAACAUCAACACUACAGUGAUCGCUGGCAACUCUGAAUUCCCCAGCGACGAUGACAUCAGGCUUGCAAUUAGCCGGGUGCAUGAGCUUGGGGGCCUUGUCAUAGUCAACCACAUCCCUUGGUCCAACCGCACACUCAACCGCCUCAAAGCCCCACGUCUGCUUAACCACCCUAGCAUUCAGUCUCUUAUUGAAUGGGGCGUUGACGGGUUCGAAGUCAUCAAUCAGGAAACGUUCGACAUGCCGACAUAUCAGCACAUGCUGGCCCUCAAUUCGACAGCUACUCGCCGGACAACUGGUACCUCAGCGCCGCUAAUCUUUAUGACCGGAAGCGAUGUGCACAAGCCGACUAGUGCGUACUCGUGGACAGUGCUUCGGGCACGCUUAUUCACUAAAGAUGCAAUAAUGGAGGAAAUUGCCAAUGCGCGCACUUCGUUUUUGUUCGAUCCGGCCGGCAACCGGGCAAACAUUGUACCAGACUAUUCCACGCUGUACUUGGCGCUGUCUCCGUUGUCUGAGCUGGCAGAGUACUUUGAAUCGUUCUAUGACCGCUAUCAGGGCCAGUACUCGUUCCACGGCAGCCACUGCCAGCGCGACAUAGUCGACUUUCACAAACUAUCGAUCGUUUGUUUUGUCGCGUACUUUGUGUUGGGGGCGGUGAUAUUUGAGAUUAUACACCGGCUGCUUGGUUACAUUGUGCGCCGUGCUCACAACGCGUACAGCGCGCACAACAUGGCUAACACGCACACAUCGGACACUUUGGAAUGAACCG
Kickxella alabastrina is the source of this 1018-nucleotide messenger RNA. RefSeq lists its product as uncharacterized. Bases 211 to 1014 code for a protein of 267 amino acids. The transcript has a single exon. The record is from RefSeq and is a predicted model, not a curated record. Lineage: Eukaryota; Fungi; Kickxellomycota; Kickxellomycetes; Kickxellales; Kickxellaceae.